Molecule: messenger RNA, 1731 nt
Organism: Geosmithia morbida
Lineage: Eukaryota; Fungi; Ascomycota; Sordariomycetes; Hypocreales; Bionectriaceae
Product: malonate-semialdehyde dehydrogenase (acetylating) / methylmalonate-semialdehyde dehydrogenase
Exons: 1
Coding region: 1-1731 (576 amino acids)
Biological process (GO): thymine catabolic process; L-valine catabolic process
Cellular component (GO): mitochondrion
Molecular function (GO): methylmalonate-semialdehyde dehydrogenase (acylating, NAD+) activity; malonate-semialdehyde dehydrogenase (acetylating, [NAD(P)+]) activity
Source: RefSeq, a predicted model, not a curated record
AUGCGUCGAGCCGUCGCCCGCAGCAACGUCGUAGCCUCGGCUGCCAGGGCCACCGCUGCUGUCCCCCGCGUGUCGAGGGUGGCAGGAGGGAGCAUGGCGGCGACGGGGCUGUCGGCCGUCGUCCCUUCGACGAGGAGGACACUGCACGCAACGGCGCAGCGACCGAAGCCCACGGUGGCGGCUGCCCCGCCGUCGGAGGGCUACCCGACGACGCAUGACAAGAUCGCGUCGGUGGGCAAGACGCCCUACUUCCUCAACAAUGCAUUCUACGAAUCGGAGACGACAGAGUACAUCGACCUCCCGGAUCCGGCCACCAACAACCUGGUGACGCGGGUGCCGCAGAUGACGGACGCGGAGCUCAAGGCGGCGGUGGCGAGCGCGGAGGCGGCCUUCGAGCCGUGGCGCAACACGACGGUGCUGCACCGGCAGCAGAUCAUGUUCCGGUUCGUGCAGCUGAUCAAGGACAACAUGGACCGUCUGGCGGCCAGCAUCACGCUGGAGCAGGGCAAGACGCUCGCCGACGCCAAGGGCGACGUGCUGCGCGGGCUGCAGGUGGCCGAGGCGGCGGUGGGGGCGCCCGAGCUGCUCAAAGGCGAGGUGCUCGAGGUGUCGCGGGACAUGGAGACGCGCACGUACCGCGAGCCGCUGGGGGUGACGGCGGCCAUCUGCCCCUUCAACUUCCCGGCCAUGAUCCCGCUGUGGUGCAUCCCCAUCGCGACGGUGACGGGCAACACGCUGGUGCUCAAGCCGUCGGAGCGCGACCCGGGCGCGGCCAUGAUCCUGGCCGAGCUGGUGCAGAGGGCCGGCUUCCCGGACGGCGUCGUCAACAUCAUCCACGGCUCCCACCGCGCCGUCGACUUCAUCCUCGACGACCCGACCAUCAAGGCCAUCAGCUUCGUCGGCGGCAACAAGGCCGGCGAGUACAUCUUCUCGCGCGGCUCCGCCAACGGCAAGCGCGUCCAGGCCAACCUGGGCGCCAAGAACCACGCCGCCGUCCUCCCCGACGCCAACAAGAACCACUUCCUCAACAGCGUGGUGGGCGCCGCCUUCGGCGCCGCCGGACAGCGCUGCAUGGCCCUGUCGACGCUCGUCACGGUCGGCGAGACGAGGGACUGGCUCCCUGAGCUGGCCGAGCGCGCCGCCGCCCUCAAGGUGGCCGGCGGCUUCGACCAGGGCGCCGACCUGGGCCCCGUCAUCUCCCGCCAGAGCAAGGACCGCAUCGAGCAUCUCAUCUCCACCGCCGAGAAGGAGGGCGCCACCAUCAUCCUCGACGGCCGCGGCAAGGGCCCGGCCGAGUACCCGGACGGCAACUGGGUCAGCCCCACCAUCAUCACCGACGUCACCCCCGACAUGACAUGCUACAAGGAGGAGAUCUUCGGCCCCGUCCUUGUCUGCCUCAGCGUCGACUCCAUCGACGACGCCAUCGACCUCAUCAACCGCAACGAGUACGGCAACGGCACCGCCAUCUUCACCCGCUCCGGUGCCACCGCCGAGACCUUCCGGCGCCGCAUCGAGGCCGGCCAGGUCGGCAUCAACGUCCCCAUCCCCGUCCCCCUGCCCAUGUUCUCCUUCACCGGAAACAAGAAGAGCAUCGCCGGCGGGGGUGCCAGCACCUUUUACGGGAAGCCCGGCAUCAACUUCUACACCCAGCUCAAGACGGUCACGGCCUUCUGGCCCAGUGCGGACGCUGUCGCCAAGAAGGCUUCGGUACAUAUGCCUACUCUUUCCUAG